AUUUGGUAUUGACACCCAUCGCGACAAAGAAAAUGAAAAUAAGGCACCACUGCCACUCUCCCAAGAAGAUUUAAGUCGGCAUCACAUAUUGAGAAGUCGCGUAUAACUUGAUAUCACAUAUUAAAGAAUUUGUGUAAAAGAGCAACGAAAAACAAGGACGAAGACUCGUGUACGGAAGUCCUCGAACAAGAAAAAUGGCCGAUUACAUGACCCGGGGCGACCCGAGAAAGCGCACACGACGAGUCCCUACAGAAAGAAGGCGACUCACUCUAGGCGUCGUGGAUAAGAAAGAGUACUUUUUUCUUUCUUUCGUUCAUCGAUGCUUGUUACUACAAAGAAAUCAUUAGGGAUUGAACUCGUCUAUACAUCGGAGGUUCAGUUGCAUCAGCCGCAAGAAGAAGAUGUGCACUAACUAGAUGUGAUCCCGUCCCUCCACGAUACCCACCCACAGGUCUCUGCAACAGUCGCGAGUGCCGCAGGAGAGCGGCAACUUGAUAAAUUACCUGAAGACGCAGAAUGUCUCGGACAUAGUGAAAGCCGGCAAAAGAAAAUUGACCCUCAGUUCUGUCACAGCAGAACGACAGGAGUCCUUCGACGAAAAACCAACGACUGGGCAGAGUUCAAGCACUUCAUCUGCAGGAGGUAUUCGUAUAUUCGCAUGAUUUGGUCGAAUUAUUGACCUUUCUAAUUCUAGAAGACCUCCACCGUUUUACUACAACUAACAGCAGCUCCGGUCGCUAGAAGAGACGUGCAAGCACAGACAAGAGAGGAGCUGAAUAGGCUAGGAAUUGGCGCAACAUGUAGAAAAGGCCUGAAGCCGGAAAGCCCGAAUCAAGACGCCUUUAGUGUCGUAUAAUCCUGAAUUGAUGAUGAUGUAUGUUUAGUAGUAAUUUGUCUUACUUCUCAUCCUCACUUUUGAUUUUCUACUCAUAUCUACACGUCCUCCUCGCAAAAGUCUCAUCCCGCGUUCUCUUCUACUCGUGUCCACAUUCUACUCGUGGCAGAGACAAUAUCACCUCCCUUGAGUUCUUUUCAGGUCUACGUUUCGGACGAGUUUUUAUUGACCGGAGUUUACGAUGGGCACGGCGCACAUGGGCAUCAUAUAUCACAGUUCGUGAAGGAAAAUCUACCGAAGAUCUUCCUGAACGAUCCGCAGAGACAGAAAGGUGCUAUAUAUAAACGUUGCGGAACGACGAAUAUUACAUACGAUCCAAAUCCAUUUUUGCCUUCAUUCUCACAUCGAAGGAACCCAACACAUUGUUUCCCCGAAAACAAAAUGCCUAUCGCAACAUCUUACUUUUCGAAAACAAAAAUACCUACCUCCCACGACAGACCCAGCAUCGGCGCUCACAGAUGCAUUUGGUAGAUGUCAGAGGUUAAUCGAGCAUGCAGAAAAAACAGGCUCUCUUCAAGCAGGCAUGUCAGGAACGACCUGCACCCUAGUUUACCAGCCACUUACCAGAGAAAAAGCCGGGACCAUCUACGUAUUGUUUUUGUUUUACGUCUGUUGUGAGACAGAUGAUACGUAGAUAUGGUGAGAAGUAUCUAUGGUGAGGUUGUUUGGAUUCGCCUGAGAGAUAGGACGUUCUAGACAUACAAGAGGACUCUGGAUUUCGGAGUGGGAUUAGGACAACUGCGUUCUAAGAUGAUUAUCACACGACGUGCAUCUAAACUUUGAAUACAACUUCUCAGAUCGCACAUGUUGGAGACAGCAGAGCGACGAUGAUAUCAAGGUCGCGAGGCUCAUGGGGUGGAAGGGGUCUCACCGAAGACCACAAGCCUAGUCUAGCAAAGGAAAAAGCCAGGAUAGAGGAGCGAGGUGGCCGAGUGCUCUUUUUAUGGCAUGAAGUUGAAGAUUCUCAGUAGGGUUGCUAAGUGUAAUAUUCACGUUGUUGACGAGUGAAGAGGGUGAGCAUGUUUUUUCUCAAGUAGAUACGCUUGAAUAAAGGAAAAAACAAAAUCAAGGAGCAAAAAAGAUUAUCCAAGUGCGAUCUACAACUAUUUCGUCUUAUCCCGUAGUUUGCUAUACUAUCAUCUGCGUGACAACAAGUACACCGCUGCAACACAAACUCCUAAUACCAGACGGCUUUUUCAACCACAGAGUUUUCGCGAAAGGGCAGAUGUAUCCCGGUCUCAACAUGUCAAGGGCUUUUGGGGACUGCGUAGCGCAUAGAGAAGCAGGCCUUUGCGCUGAUCCAGACGUGACGCAAAUACGACUACAGGACGUAAGUAGAUUUGUGAGAAGAUUUAUAUUUUACUCCAUAGAUGAACUACUGACUUUGAAGAGGACUUCUGAGAUUUAUACUUUACAUCAAGACUACUUCAAGAAUUACAGGGUCAGUAGUCUCUUUAUUUUCCAACUUCACUCCAUAGAUGAACUACUCACUUUGAAGAGUCCUCGGUAUACCUUACUAUUCAAGCUGUAGCUGUAAAUGUAACAUUCUUAAUAGGUCUACGUAAACGUACAAGAUGAUAAACUCUGACUUGACCUAGUAUUUAGUCGUGAACUGUAGUAUUGAUUAGUAAACAAGAAACUUCGAACGUCGAAACAAAAACAGGAUGACAUCGGAAUGCUGAUAUGCUCGGACGGCGUGUGGGAAUUUGUAGAUGGAGCUCGAGCGUCUAAUUGCGUGAUGCAGAAUUAAGGCUUGUGACAACUCAUAAAUUUCCACAGAUGUCUAAUGUUAAUUUCUGAGUUUGUUCUCAGAAAAUGAACAUGGGUUAGAAUGGUGAAUCGAAUAAGUACUGAACAAAAGUAAACGUAAGAAUGAUCUUUUCCAAUAAGAAUGAAACAAAAAGAGUCUUCUAUUAGCAAGAACAGCACUAGCUCUAACAGUCAAUGCAGCAGGAUGGCAAUAACCCGCAACGAUCGGUGGAGGAGCUCGCAAAGCUAUCAUGGUCGUUGUGGAUGGAAGACAGUGACAACGAGAUCAGCGACGAUAUCACUUAAGGCUUCAUCUCCUAAUCCAUCUCCUGUUUCAGAGAGAUUAAUCAUCCUGGGAAGGAUUCUUUUUCAAGCAAGGUUUGUUCAGGAUGAUCUCUACUCUGUUGUAGGAUGGAUUAAUAUUAGGGUGAGCUCGUCUAAAUCACUGGGGUGCUCGUUAUGUUCGAUAAGCUUAGAGCGGGAGCUGGACAAUGAAGUGAAGAUUGAGUGAAGAUCUUUUGUUGUGUUUUUACUGGUGAAGCUGAUGUAAUGUGAUUAGCGGCAAUAUCCUCCUUGGAGGUCUGUCUCUGUACCCAAGAUACAUUCAUCAUCUUGUGACGAGUCAAAUAUUUUUUUUUCGAAUUUUCAGAUAAGAAUAGCGCACCAAGUGGGAGGAAAUUUUCACAUAAUGUAUGUGGUCUCGUAGGAUCGUUAGGAAGAUUCCUUCGCUGUCGGCGAUUGCAACUGUAGUGGUCUACGAGAAUCUCAUUACUACAGAAAAUAAUAGCCGGCUAGUUUCCCUGGGCCUGGAUGUUGAUCUGAUUAGCUUAUAGUCCACCCUAUAUACGCAUCAAAAAUCGUUAUAGAUACCUUUUAAGUUGUAGGUACAAGAAUGUCAAUCGAUCCAUGAUAUAAGGAAAUCCGUCACGCUCGCGGAUUACAACUAGACUAUGUGUCGAGGAUCGAUUCAUGAAAUGUUAGGUGAAUGUACUUGAAGAUGGAGUUCAAAUUCCCAAAAAAAAGUACGUGCAUUUUUGCAGGUUUUUGUUGUCAGUGUUAUGUAAUGUCUGUCAUGAGGUAUGGCAUGCUGGUGAGGUGAAACAUGGACGGUGAGAUGAAAUUUUAACAAGAAAGUUGAUCCAUUUCAUUGUACUACUCGUUUGUCGUAGAGGUAUGAUCUAUUGAUAUUGUACAAGUGCUAAACGGGAGUACAACUUACGCAGAAAUUUGGGAGCAGUAGAGACAGAGCAUCAUCUUGGGGGAGAGUAUUAUGCACAGAAACACACGACAUGGCAAUAUUAAACUCAUACUCGUCUUACUAAACCCGCCGAAUAAAUUGUUGCACUAGAGGACGAGAAACAACCUCCUAAUUAUGUCGGAAGUAGCACCGUUUUUGUAUCAUCGAGAUCGAUUUUCCAUUUUUUUUGAUUAUUUUUUCGGGGUCAAUAUGGUUCCAACUACUUCCUUGCAUCAAGUUGUUGUAGGGCCCCGACAUCGAAAUUAAGCUCAUUUUUAUCAACUAUUAUACAGAUUGAUAUGCUCCACGACCUCUUCAGGAGUAACAGUGGUCACUACACGAAGAUACUCUAGUCUAACAAUCAUAUUACUCACGCACCGUUGAUCAUGAAUAUCUCAAUGCCCUCGUGGUCCUCUCUCGUCCUUUCUAGUUUAGCUAGUAACAAGAGUGUAAGUUGUUUUAGUGUUUGGAAGAACAUCUUCAAGUUUUGCUCGUGCUCGUGUCAUCUUGGUGGUACUACUGUCUUAUUUUCUGUUAGUGGUAGUUUUGAGGAUAGAUCGAUAUUAUCCUGAGAAGAAUUUUUGUUGUUGUCAUUUGAUAUAUUUUCGCCUCUCGUCAUGCCGUUUUACAUUUUAUUUAGGAGGGUAGAAGGCUGGCGAGUGUGGUGGUUUGAGGCAAUCAUGGAUGUUGUGUAGAGAUUCAUAGCCCAGAGUGGUAGAAGCCAAGAAACUUUUCCCCAGUACAAAACAAACAAGCGAUGUACAGGCAGCUGUUGCUUGCUCGCAACAUCUGAGCACCGUAAUCACUAAUCUAAAUCUACUACAAGACAGACACCACGAUAAAAAAGCUCCUUUUGUAUCUCUACUAUUAUGUUGUUGUAUAACCUAAGAACUAGAACCUAAGCUAGUACCUAAUUUGAUAAUCUAAUGUAAGUGACGAGUCCUCUUCUGAUGAAUGCAUAUGAUCCUACUUUAAAAUCUGAAUCUUUUCUCUCACGAAGAAUCAUCACAUCUACACAUAACACGCGCCGUUGUACUUAAAUGACCUCUUCUUUUUCAUCCCGUGGUGUUUCCUGUGAUUCUCGAUACUGUUUACAAUUUUCAUCUUCAUCUAGGAAUCUCACUGAAGAAUCUCCGCGAACACGGAACGAUCUCUGAAUUUCAGUUACAGUUAGACUUACAGAUACGCCCAGGUCAGUGAUUUGUAUGAUUCUCUGUGAUCGAGCUGAGACGCGCAGACGCACACGCGCAAGCCACACUUUUAAAGGGCGAAAUGCACUGUCUCCCACGCGGGCCCAGACUGUCUGGAGCCAUGGCCCCUGAAAUCAAGC
Amoebophrya sp. A25 is the source of this 5211-nucleotide messenger RNA. NCBI's taxonomy places the organism in Eukaryota, Dinophyceae, Syndiniales, Amoebophryaceae. The record is from the annotation of a GenBank genome assembly.